Molecule: messenger RNA, 942 nt
Organism: Caenorhabditis elegans
Lineage: Eukaryota; Metazoa; Nematoda; Chromadorea; Rhabditida; Rhabditidae
Source: the annotation of a RefSeq genome assembly
AUGUCUGUUCUUACAAAACUACAAGCAUCCCUUCUCGAUUUGCCUCUGGAUGUUGCUGACCUAGUUCUGGAAAAGUUGGAGCCCAUGGAUCGACUAAGAUCGCGUAAGGUUUGUCGAAGUUUGAGAACCGCUAUCGAUAAGUUUGCAAUUCGCUUUGACUAUGUUACAUGUUACAUGUCGGAUAACGCAUUUGACAUUAAUUUGAACGGUAUAUCGAUCCGCUACACUGAUGCAGGUAGUAGCGGUACACAAGUUAGACACGAUGAACGAGAAGAGCUAAUCGGAGGAGAGAACUUUAUGGAAAUAGCAUUUAAGGAUUUAACAAUAGCGUGGAAGCAAGUUUCAAAACUGAAUUUAUUUAUCUGAACUUCUGAUGAUUACGACAUUAUCACACUUUUCCUGGACUUAUUGGGAUCAGAGGAAUACAUUAAAGUUAGAAAAAUAUCACUUUGGAAAAACAACUUCGACGAUCUUAUUUCUAUUCUGUCUUAUUUUGACCCACAAGUGCUCGAAGAAAUCGAGUUGACUUAUACUUACUCGGAUGACCAAUUCGAACGGAUUGCUGAGCUAGAUCAAUGGAAAAAUGCUAAACACUUCGAAAUGGGACCUACUGACCGUCAACUAGGUUUUCCCAUUGCAAAAAUUGAAAUCUUUUUUCAUUUUCAAAGUUUCAAUAUAGCAAUCGCCAACUUUUCAGUAGAAAGUGCAAUUCUAAUUAGAGAUGACUUGAUGAAAAGAAGUGCGUUCCAGAAAUGCCGUAUUGAUGUUUUUGAAGGAGGGAAUUAUGACACAUGCGAAAUUAUAAGAGUAUUCAAACCGAACUUUACAAGCCACACAUUUCGUGGAACAAUACAAUGGUCUAGCGGUAACGACGAAUUUGAAAUUUAUGUGGAUGCUGAUCGUGAUUCUCUCAUAUUUUCUGUGGAGAGGCUGCAAUUUUAA